Salvia hispanica is the source of this 2448-nucleotide messenger RNA. NCBI's taxonomy places the organism in Eukaryota, Viridiplantae, Streptophyta, Magnoliopsida, Lamiales, Lamiaceae. The record is from RefSeq and is a predicted model, not a curated record.
AGACGCUCUAAUUCAGUCGUUUCAUUGUAAUUAAUCUCUCUCUCCAGCAAUUGAAGCUUUUACAAGUUAUCCAGCAGAGGUGCAAGGACAAAGCUAUCUUAAAGCCCAACUUGGAGAAGCAAUGGAGCCAGCGUUGGUAAUUCUGGUCUUUUCCACCCUAUGCUUAGCCAUAACCCCAACUCUUGCGAUUUCUAUCUCGAAGCCCGGUUGUCCAGAAAUGUGUGGAAAUAUCACCAUUCCGUAUCCUUUUGGAAUUGGUUCCGAAUGCAGUGCAAACUCCUCAUUCACAGUUAUUUGCAAAAGUUCAGCUGGAAACUCGUCUAGAAUGGUGCCAUUCUUGAGCAGUAUAAAUAUGGAAGUAGUGAAUGUUUUUAUCCGCGGUGUGGUUAUAGUGAAUCUGCCCGUGUUGGCUGUGAACUGUUCUGAAGGGCAGAAAAUAAGAGAAUCUGUACCUAUAUCACUCACAGGAAGUUCAUUCACAGUCUCGGCACACUACAACACGGUAGUUGUACUAGGCUGCAAGACUGCUGUGUGGCUUCGUGAUAAUGGAACGGAAGUUGGAGGAUGCUUGGCUAUGUGUGAUGAUGCUAAUUCUACAGAUGUGAACACUUGCCAAACAUCAAUUCCAAGAAGAGUGCAAGAAUUUAAGUUUGCUUACCAAAGUAUUCUAGCCACCAAUAGUAGUUUUUGUGGGUAUGUUUUUCCUGUUGACAAGAAAUGGUUGGAAAAUGAGGAUUACAAAAGGUAUAAAGGCCUUAUGGAUGACCUGUCGAACCCAUUUGAUCACGAGUUUGGAUUUGUGCCUUUGGUACUUGAGUGGGAAUUUGGUAAUCGAAAUGGUGUUUGCGAAUCUUUUUCUAAUUAUGGAUAUCCUUCCUUUGAUAUAAGUAGUUGCAGAGAAACAAAUAGAAAUCCUUAUGAAUACAACUCAUACCAGGCUUAUUUAGGAUCUGAAUGUGGAUCAUUAUCAGAUUAUCAGAUCAGAUAUUAUUAUUAUUAUAGCAGAUAUGAGUAUGUAUCUUCAAAAACAUACUGCACAUGUGGCGGUUAUGAAGGAAAUCCAUAUAUAGUUAAUGGAUGUGAAUAUCUAAUUCCCACCUCCCCUGCUAGUGCAAGAUCUCUAUCCAUCAUUAAAAUAGCAUCCAUUAUUAUCGGCAGUGUCGUUGGUGGGUUGAUUUUACUCACUGCAGCUUGGAAGUUUUGCAAAGUUGUUACAGAGACAGUUAAGGCUAUCAAGGCGAGCCGAAAACACAUGUUUUUUAAGAGAAAUGGAGGCAUUUUGUUGGAGCAACAGUUGGCUGCUGUUGAGAAUGACAUUGAGAAAAUUAGAUUGUUUACUUCCGUUGAGUUGGCAAAGGCUACUGAUGACUACAAUGAGAAUCGAGUACUUGGUCGUGGUGGUGAAGGAAUUGUGUAUAUAGGGAUGUUAGAAGAUGGAAGAAUCGUGGCAGUGAAGAAGUCGGAGAAGGUGAACCAAGGUGACGUGGUAGACUUCAUUAAUGAGGUAGUUAUUGUAUCACAGAUAAACCAUAGGAAUGUGGUCAAGUUAUUGGGGUGUUGUCUGGAAAGUGAAGUUCCUCGUCUUGUCUAUGAGUUCAUCCCCAACGGCACUCUUUUCGAUCAUAUCCAUCAUCCACACGAGGAUUUCCCCUUAUUCUGGGAAAUGAGGGUGAGAAUUGCCAAGCAAGUGGCCGGAGCACUUGCCUACUUGCACUCUGCUGCAUCUGUUCCUAUCUAUCACCGUGAUAUCAAGUCAACCAACAUUCUCUUGGAUGAGAAAUAUCAAGCCAAAAUAUCAGAUUUUGGGACAUCAAGAUCAAUUUCUCUUGAUCAAACUCACGUGACUACCCGAGUGGUAGGCACGUUCGGGUACUUGGAUCCAGAGUACUUCCAGUCAAGCCAUUUCACUGAAAAGAGCGACGUUUACAGCUUUGGAGUGGUGCUGGUUGAGCUCCUGACGGGAGAGAAAGCUGUAUCGGCUGUUAGAGUUGAAGAAGGAAGGGGACUGGCCAUGCAUUUCCUGCAUUCCAUGGAGCAAGACCAGUUAUUUGACAUUGUUGAUGCAAGAGUUCUCAAAGAGGGCAAAAAGGUGGAAAUCGAGGCGAUGGCUGAAAUCGCUAAAAGAUGUCUGCAUUUGAAUGGGAAGGGAAGGCCAACGAUGAAGGAAGUUUCACACCACUUGGAAGGAAUCAAAGUAGAGAUUCCUGAAAAUCAGAUACAAAGCAGUGGCUGUGAUCCUAUUGAAGAUGUUGACUCUGAUGGCCUCUCUUCCAUCUCAGAAGCCGUUGAAUAUUCAUCGUCUGAUGAGUCUUGAGGAAUCAUACUAUGACAUGUUGAGCAAGCAACCAAUGAUUUUCUAUAUCUUGCAGCUAUUUGGAUUCUUAUGUGUGUGUGUGUGUGUGUGUUUCACUUUUCUCUGUUUGUUUAAUACACAGUUUAACUUAUGUG